Molecule: messenger RNA, 4125 nt
Organism: Didymodactylos carnosus
Lineage: Eukaryota; Metazoa; Rotifera; Eurotatoria; Philodinida; Philodinidae
Source: the annotation of a GenBank genome assembly
AUGAUACUCACCAACUUGCAGGAAAGCUUUCGGCGAGGUUUGGAAAUCUUAGCUGUUAGUUCUAACAAACAAUUGUUGGCGGUUGGUUUAAGUUUCCAAGAGAAAUGUCGAAUAGCGAUCUAUGAGAUAGCCACAAUUAAACGUCGUAAAACUCUUAUCAGUCGAGCACAAUCUCAUCAUCUUGUAUCGAUGAAAUUCUCAUAUGACAGCAAAUAUUUAUUGACCCUUUAUGGAUCACCUGAUUAUCUUCUCGUCUGUUGGUCAAUAGAAAAAUUUAAACUAAUUGCAAGUACAACGUUGAAUCUUUUACACGUCGAUUUGUCCAAUGAACCGUUGAAUUUACAGACCUCAUUUAAUCCAAAUGAUUCAUCAAGCAUCGUUAUAACGGGUAACCAUAUUUUUCGUCGUCAUCGCAUUGUUGAUGGCCGAUUUAAAUCUGUUCCAUCACAAAAACAUGAAAUGGGCAAUUUUAAAUGUCAUUGUUGGUUGAAUAAUACGCACAUUUUAGUUGCAUUAGAUCCCGGCGUAUUGUGGAUAGUGAAACACGGUGAUAUUGUGCGGAAAUAUAAUGUUAUUCAAACGCUAGAUUUGUUUGCACAUUCGUUUCGUCACCAUUCUCGUCCUAUUGUACAUGAUGUUUCUCCACUAAAAAGUCGUCCACCAUCUGCAGAACGUCAGACAUCUGAAACGUUAGAUACUAGCGGUGGCAUUAACGUCAUGUCAAAAAAUAAUAACACAGUUUAUUGUUUAUUGCCGUAUACACGUGGCGUGUUUAUAUCGAUAGGAGCCCGACGAGUUUUCAUGUACGAAAGAGCAGAACACAGUGAUCAACUGACAUAUUUAAGAGAAUUAUUGUUACCCACCAUACCAACAGCGAACUUGAAAUUAUCAGUUACUCCUUUUCUCAAAUCACAACUAACUACCCACGAAGUGCCAUCUUUGCAGUAUUCAACAUCCGAUGAACAAAUCAGCUCUCUAGCAUUAAGUCCAAACGAAGAAACGUUGUUAGCAGCAACAAAUUAUAAUCAAUUGUAUGAAAUAUCAUUUUCAAAAGUCGACUAUACGAAAAAAGAGGCGUGUUAUUUCACAUAUGCGUUGGAUGGUGCACAUAAAGGUCCAAUAUUGGCUGUUUGUGCGUGUAUUCGAAAACCAGUCAUUGUCACAUUAGGUUCAGAUCGAUACUUAAAAAUAUGGAAUUUACAAACAAAGUUUGUUUAUUCAAAUUCUCUAUCUUGUCUUAUCAGUAAAAGUUUAUUAAGUUUCAGUACUCAAGAAUUAAAGCAUUUAUUCACAGAGAAUCCCAUUUCACUAAGUUUACAUCCAACUGGUGUAUUUAUAGUUGUCUCAUUUACAAUGAAUGUUUGUAUCUACGGCUAUACAAUCGAUGGUUUAUCGAUGUUUUAUGAUUUUCAAGUUGUCAACGCAAAAUGUAUUGAAUACAGUAAUGAAGGUCAUUUAUUAGCGAUUGCGCAUGGAAACACUCUAGAAUUACAUCAACAUUCAGAUUACGAUGUUAUCACCUAUCUAAGAGGAAAUACAGCAAUGGUAAACACAACUUAUGAACGGAAGAGUUUUAUGACACCAAAAAGUUUGGGUUUUUUUGAGUUACUAAUGGUUCGUUGGACAAUUGAUGAUGCCUAUAUACUCACACUUGGCUUCGAUGAUAUUGUUGUCAAAUGGGAUCCAUAUACUCAAACACGAGUCACCGAAUAUCAACUAAGAUCAUACACAUUUAAAGACUUGAUAAUGACUAUUGACAACAAAAUGGGGUACGCUGUAACCAGUGACCAAAAAAUCANUUUUAUGACACCAAAAAGUUUGGGUUUUUUUGAGUUACUAAUGGUUCGUUGGACAAUUGAUGAUGCCUAUAUACUCACACUUGGCUUCGAUGAUAUUGUUGUCAAAUGGGAUCCAUAUACUCAAACACGAGUCACCGAAUAUCAACUAAGAUCAUACACAUUUAAAGACUUGAUAAUGACUAUUGACAACAAAAUGGGGUACGCUGUAACCAGUGACCAAAAAAUCAAAGAAUUUACAUUAAUGGCGAAUAUUCGAGAUUUAACAUUUCCAUGUGAUGAUUUUGUCCCUACUACGUUAGCAGUUAGUCGUACAGCUCGUGCGUUGCUCAUUGGUACUCAUAAAGGCUAUAUUUAUUGUGCUCGAAUGUUACAGCAUCAACCAGCUGUUAUAACAUCACAAGAUUUUACUCAAAUUAGCGCACAUUUCGGAUCCGUUAAUAAAGUUGUUGUUUCCUUUUCGAAUCAAAUGGCUGCAUCAGCUGGUGAAGAUGGAAAUUUAGUAUUGUACAACUAUAAUGAAUAUCAACAGAAAAAAGAAUUUAAGAUUGUAUUUCGAGAUGAAAUAUUGGCACAAGAAACAGUACUGAAAGAACAGAGUCAACAAUUAUCUCUGGCAUUGCAACGUGAAUACGAUACGACUAAACAAUAUCAACAAGAAUUAGAGACAAAAGAGCAUGAGUACAUAUCACAUUUGAAAGAAUUAGAUGCACAUUAUCAAGAGAAUAUUAAAAUAAUGCAAGAAAAAGUAAAAAGUUUGAAAGAAGAGCAAGCGAAACUUAUUGAACAAAACGCAGAAGAAUUGGAACAAACAGCUGAGGAAUACGAACUGAGAUUGAAAGAAUAUGCUGCAUCGAAAAAUGAGAAUUUAAAAAUAAUAUCGACUCGUGAGCAAUUGCUAAUUGGCCAAAUAAAAAACUUGGCUAAUGUUGAACACGAACAAAUGGAAUUGGCUACCGAUUCGUAUGAUCGAAGUUUAGAACGAACACAUUUAUUAUAUCAACAAAAGAUGGAUCAAAUCCGACAUAAGUUUGAAUCAGUAACUGCAAUUCAUGAUAAAUAUUUUCUCUACUUUUUUUUGGUCAUUUGCUAUCUUUCCCAGGAACGUCUUAGUAUUAGCGAGCGUAUAGACGAGUUACAAGAAGUAAAAGUUUUACUUGAUGAAGAUAGUGAAAAGCAAUUAGUUGAAUUAUCCGAACAUUAUGAGAAAACACUGAAAAGUCUGUUAAAUAAAACACAAGAAAUGGAAAACGAAUCAGUCAUGUUAGAGGCGAGACUUCAACAAUUAGAAGAAGAAUCGCAUCGUUUUGAAGAACAAUUGAAAGUGUUGGAAAGUGAACGUGAAGAACUCAUUCAAUCGAUUCGACAAAUAGAUACAGACAUUAGCACAGCUAGAGAAACAGUAUCACAACGAGAUUUGUUACAACGUAUUGUCGAAAUGGAACGUCGUCGAGAAGAGCUGGAAAAAUUUGCUUAUGUAUUCAAUUAUAAAAUAAGUGAAUUAACAAGUCAAAUUGGUCCACGUGAGCAUGAAGUGAAACAAUUAUUAGAACAGUUUGAUAAUAUGGAUGCUGAAUAUGAUGUAUUGAGUAAACAAAAUGAUACAUACGGUAUUCGGAUUGGUGAUCUGAAAGCAAGAUUAAGAGCCACAGAAAAAGAAUUGAUGAACGAAACAUCAACAAUUCGUUUACUGAAUCAAACGGCCACCAAUAUGAAAGAAGAUUUUGAAAUGUGCUGUCAGUCAACCGAUCAGCCAAAAGUGUUAGUAGCUACUAUAAGAAAAUUAUAUGGAAAAUAUAUUCUCAAUAACGAAGGUAUUGACAUGGCAUUUGGGCAAAUGAGUAUUAACGAUUGUGAUCGUCAACGAGCAUAUUUCGAACGAUCUCAUAUAAGAUUACAACAAAAAGUCAUAGAAGAUAGUAAAAGUGAAAAGUUAGAAGAGAAUAGACGAAUACAAGAACAAAUAAAUAUGAUGCGUGAGAUUAGUUCACAUUGUUUGAAAGUUGCAGAAGCUGAACGUACUCUAGCUGAUAUAGAGAUUGCUUAUCAUAUUUCUGUUAAAACUAAUGCACAAACACCACAAGAAAUACUACAAACUUUGUCGGUGCAACAAGGCUCACAUUUUGUUCAGCAAAAACAAACGGAAUUAGAUGGCAUUUUAGAAUUGCAACAAAAACGAAUUGAACAAUUAAGGGCAUAUGUUCUAAAAAUAAAUGCCGAAACAUUCAGAGUUAGUAGAGAUUGUGAAAUUGAUGUACUACAUGCUUUAUCAUCGUCAGAUGAAAAUCCAUCAAUAGACAGAAGUCCAGCACAACAAUCUAUUCGUUAA